Molecule: messenger RNA, 1218 nt
Organism: Aspergillus candidus
Lineage: Eukaryota; Fungi; Ascomycota; Eurotiomycetes; Eurotiales; Aspergillaceae
Exons: 2
Coding region: 78-656 (192 amino acids)
Source: RefSeq, a predicted model, not a curated record
CAAGUAGUUUGAGUCUUUGACGAGAGGCUUUCAAAGCAGGUGUGUUCCCAGCCUUUACAACUUUCUGAGUAGGAGAGAUGUUCUGUGAUAUUUGCACGGCGAGUCCAUCCAAUAAUGUAAACAUUGCAGGGGUACCCAUUUCAGAGCAUGGAAAAACAGCCUAUACUCCUACCUCAUGUCUUUGUGAAGGGUCUGUAUCUUGUCAACCUAAUCGAGCAUAUGUUACCAUACCAACCAGUACAUUUCGUAAGAGCCCCACAGUCACGGAAAGGCAAAGACAAGCGUUCGCAGUAUACCAUGAUGGUAGGGAUUCAAAUGGAGAACCAAGCUUCAAGACAACCUCGACCGUCACCCAACCGGCCGGAUGGAAGUCGACUGCCCGAUGCUGCAGUAGCAUCGUACCUGGCUCUCUAUCGGCCGAAGGGUGUCCGAAUAUGGUGGCUCCGAAGCACAUCGGGAUGCCCUUACAAUCAUAUUGUAAACUCACCAUCAGUGUGCAAGUGUGUAGCUGCUGGUGGAUUGCCAUGUGGACAUUCUGCGUUGCUCGUGCAGCGAAAGAAGGCAGUUUCGAUAAGAACGGAGUAGGACCGAUCUGUGAAAAUUUUAAGGGAGUGCCUGUCCCGCCGCAGAAUCCCCUGGCAAAGCAGACAAUCUGACUGAUCACUCGGCCAGUAGAGUCAAGCUGAACGAGCUCAGCCAUGUGUCACCGGAGCGUUAGACCACCCCGCAAGACAUGGCUACACGACAUACAAACAAACGGCACUCUGUUGUACAUCAUAAGCGUGAGACAGGGUCAGGUCAGCAGCAGAGCAGUGGAGGUAGCGUAGGCAGCGACUUUUUGACAGGAUCUAGGAUUUUGUCGGGGGAUUAUGGCUGUCUGGAGUGAUCUUGAUAGACGUACAUGUGUUCCAGUUAGGUAGAGUAUCUCAAUAUAUGACAGAUAUCAAGUGGUUAGUCAGUACCUAGAAUAUCAGGUUGAUCUUUGGUGGUGAUUGUACCGCUGGACGCUGGUCGUGGACUGAUGGAAUUGCGGACUGAGGAUCCUGCUUAGUAUUUUGUGGUGCAAUUAAUAUGCAAAUCAUAUAGCAAGUGCAAAUCAGUUAUUUCAAGUAAAAUAUAAAAUAAUGGAUAGGCGUCGAUACUUUCGUUAGUAUAACCAUGAGUUCCAUGUAUAUAGAGAAUAUAGGAUGUGGUGGUAUCAACAUGCGUGACUCAGGC